This is a messenger RNA of Closterium sp. NIES-65, 2328 nucleotides long. Lineage: Eukaryota; Viridiplantae; Streptophyta; Zygnematophyceae; Desmidiales; Closteriaceae. The record is from the annotation of a GenBank genome assembly.
AUGGGCGCCUAUCUCUAUGGGCGCCUAUCUCUAUGGGCGCCUAUCUCUAUGGGCGCCUAUCUCUAUGGGCGCCUAUCUCUAUGGGCGCCUGUCUCUAUGGGCGCCUAUCUCUAUGGGCGCCUAUCUCUAUGGGCGCCUAUCUCUAUGGGCGCCUAUCUCUAUGGGCGCCUAUCUCUAUGGGCGCCUAUCUCUAGGGGCGCCUAUCUCUAUGAGCGCCUAUCUCUAGGGGGGCACCUAUCUCUAUGGGUGCCUAUCUCUAUGGGCGCCUAUCUCUAUGGGCGCCUAUCUCUUGGGGCGCCUAUCUCUAUGGGCGCCUAUCUCUAUGGGCGCCAAUCUCUAGGGGCGCCUAUCUCUAGGGGCGCCUAUCUCUAUGGGCGCCUUUCUCUAUGGGCACCUAUCUCUAUGGGCGCCUAUCUCUAUGGGUGCCUAUCUCUAUGGGCGCCUAUCUCUAUGGGCGCCUAUCUCUAUGGGCGCCAAUCUCUAUGGGCGCCUAUCUCUAUGGGCGCCUAUCUCUAUGGGUGCCUAUCUCUAGGGGUGCCUAUCUCUGGCCACCUAUCUCUAUGGGCGCCUAUCUCUAUGGGCGCCUAUCUCUAUGGGCGCCUAUCUCUAGGGGCGCCUAUCUCUAGGGCCGCCUAUCUCUAUGGGCGCCUAUCUCUAUGGGCGCCUAUCUCUAUGGGCGCCUAUCUCUAUGGGCGCCUAUCUCUAUGGGCGCCUAUCUCUAUGGGCGCCUAUCUCUAUGGGCGCCUAUCUCUAGGGGGGCGCCUAUCUCUAGGAGUGCCUAUCUCUAGGGGCGCAUAUCUCUAUGGGCGCCAAUCUCUAAGGGCACCUAUCUCUAUGGGCGCCUAUCUCUAUGGGCGCCUAUCUCUAGGGGCGGCUAUCUCUAUGGGCGUCUAUCUCAAGGGGUGCCUAUCUCUAGGGGUGCCUAUCUCUAUGGGCGCCUAUCUCUAUGGGCGCCUAUCUCUAUGGGCGCCUAUCUCUAGGGGUGCCUAUCUCUAUGGGCGCCUAUCUCUAGGGGCGCCUAUCUGGGCACCUAUCUCUAUGGGUGCCUAUCUCUAUGGGCGCCUAUCUCUAUGGGCGCCUAUCUCUAGGGGCGCCUAUCUCUAUGGGCGCCUAUCUCUAUGGGCGCCUAUCUCUAUGGGCGCCUAUCUCUAUGGGCGCAUAUCUCUAUGGGCGCCAAUCUCUAGGGGCACCUAUCUCUAUGGGUGCCUAUCUCUAUGGGCGCCUAUCUCUAGGGGCGCCUAUCUCUAUGGGCGCCUAUCUCUAUGGGUGCCUAUCUCUAUGGGCGCCUAUCUCUAUGGGCGCCUAUCUCUAGGGGCGCUUAUCUCUAUGGGCGGGCGCCUAUCUCUAUGGGCGCCUAUCUCUAUGGGCGCCUAUCUCUAUGGGCGCCUACCUCUAUGGGCGCCUAUCUCUUUGGGCGCCUAUCUCUAUGGGCGCCUAUCUCUAGGGGCGCCUUUCUCUAGGGGUGCCUAUCUCUAUGGGCGCCUAUCUCUAUGGGCGCCUAUCUCUAGGGGCGCUUAUCUCUAUGGGCGUCUAUCUCUAGCAGCGCCCAUCUCUAUAGGCGCCUAUCUCCAGGGGCGCCUAUCUCUAGGGGCGCCUAUCUCUAUGUGCGCCUAUCUCUAUGGGCGCCUCUCUUUAGGGGCGCCAAUCUCUAGAGGCGCUUAUCUUUUUGGGCGCCUAUCUGGGCGCCUAUCUCUAGGGGCGCCUAUCUCUAUGGGCGUCUAUCUCUAUGGGCGCCUAUCUCUAGGGGCGCCUAUCUCUAUGGGCGGGGGCCUAUCUCUAGGGGCGCCUAUCUCUAUGGGCGCCUAUCUCUAUGGGCGCAUAUCUCUAUGGGCGCCUAUCUCUAUGGGCGCCUAUCUCUAUGAGCGCCUAUCUCUAUGGGCGGGCGCCUAUCUCUAUGGGCGCCUAUCUCUAGGAGCGCCUAUCUCUAGGGGCGCAAAUCUCUAUGGGCGCCAAUCUCUAGGGGCACCUAUCUCUAUGGGCGCCUAUCUCUAUGGGCGCCUAUCUCUAGGGGCGCCUAUCUCUAUGGGCGCCUAUCUCUAUGGGCGCCUAUCUCUAGGGUUGCCUAUCUCUAGGGGCGCCUAUCUCUAUGGGCGCCUAUCUUUAUGGGCGCCUAUCUCUAUGGGCGCCUAUCUCUAUUGGCGCCUAUCUCUAUGGGCGCCUAUCUCUUUGGGCGCCUAUCUCUAUGGGCGCCUAUCUCUAGGGGCGCCUAUCUCUAGGGGCGCCUAUCUCUAUGGGCGCCUAUCUCUAUGGGCGCAUAUCUCUAUGGGCGCCUAUCUCUACGGGCGCCUAUCUCUAUGGGCGCCUAUCUCUAUGGGCGCUUAUCUCUAG